This is a messenger RNA of Anneissia japonica, 354 nucleotides long. RefSeq lists its product as uncharacterized. The annotation marks the transcript as partial. The record is from RefSeq and is a predicted model, not a curated record. The transcript has 3 exons. NCBI's taxonomy places the organism in Eukaryota, Metazoa, Echinodermata, Crinoidea, Comatulida, Comatulidae.
AUGUAUUCGAUAUACGAUCCUUUCAUUCACGUAUCCAGAAUUGAGAGUAUUGAUACUGUCACCCCUAUUGGAAUGACCCGAUCGGAUUUGAACCAAUCACCCGAUGACCCCAGGAGGUUUUACAUCGAUCUCAAUUGGACCCCAGUAAACGUCGGCGAAGAAACUGUAUGUUAUUAUGCAUCAGAUAACAAUGGAGUUUCAAGUGAUCAAGGGUGUUUUAAGGUUGUCGUGACAAAUUCUCCUGAAAAUGUGAUGGAAAAUCGACCAGAGCCUCAACCUAUGAGAUCACAUCCCACCCCCGGGGAAACAGUGUCACCCACCCUCAAGGAAUGGAAUAUCUACUAUUCAUCAAAU